GGUAUGUCACAUAUUGCUGGUGCAGCGCGAGACCAGUUAGAGCACGAAUUGCCUGCUGAUUAUGUGAAAGUUCCCACCUGGAAGGACAAAAUAGAGCAGCAAAAGCCACAUAUAGAUUACAGCGAAGUAUUUGAUGAGGAUGUUGGACAAGAUGAGGGGAUGUGGGUUUGGGAAAUUGAAAAUUUCUAUCCUAGCAUAUUGGACGCAUCGAUGCAUGGCCAUUUUUAUGACGCCGAUUGCUACCUCAUUCUACGCACUGCAAGAGAAGAAUCUGGCGCUUUGAAGCAUUCAAUCUUUUAUUGGAUUGGAGAAAAUUCAUCGCUAGAUAAAGGAAUGUGCGCAGCUGUUCAUGCCGUUAACUUACGAAACCAUUUAGGCGCUACUUGUAGAACUGAACGAGAAGAAAUGAAUGAUGAAUCUGAUGACUUUUUGGAAUUAUUUGGAGAAGAAAUUACCUAUAUUGAGGGAGCGCGAACAGCUUCUGGUUUUUAUACUGUGGAAAAAACGGUGCAUGUUACACGUCUUUAUCGUGCUUCUGUAGCGGGGAAUACAAUUGAAAUGGAGCCAGUUCCAGUAUCUCCAGAUAGUUUAGACCCACGAUAUGUGUUCUUACUUGAUGCUGGUGAGACGAUUUGGAUUUGGAGUGGACGAAAAGCAAGAAUAACCAUAUCGAACAAAGUUCGUUUAUUUGCUGUAAAAAUGAAUAAGAAAGAUAGAAAAGGUAGAUCAGAGAUCGAGUCAUGCGCAGAACAACGCACACCGGAAGCGUUUUGGAUGGCUUUAUAUGGGCAACCUAAUAAACCGGAAGAUCCAAUAGUAGAACAUGUGGAUGCUGAUUUUGUUCCUGAAAGGAAACGUUUGUAUAAAGUGCAAAUUGGUAUGGGAUUCUUAGAACUACCUCAAAUAGAGCUUAAACAUAGUAUCCUGAAGCAGGAUGUGCUAGACACGAAAUGUGCGUAUAUUCUGGACUGUACAUCGGAUAUAUUUUUGUGGGUGGGUAGGAAAGCAAAUCGAUUAGUGAAAAUGGCAGGACAGGAUACCAUUUAUAAUUUUAAAAAAUUGAAGAAAAUGGUGGUAGAAUUGCAUGCAGUGUUGGAACGGCCAAAUUACACAAUAAUUUCACGUGAAACAGAAGGCGAAGAAUCGACGAUGUUUAGAUCAAAAUUUCAAGGUUGGGAUGAUAUCAUACCAUUUGAUUUUACGAGAACUGCAGAUAGCGUUCAAAGAAGAGGAGCGGAUUUAAAAAUCAUUAUGGAACGUGAUAAGAUAAAAACUGAUUUGGCUCCACUAUUCUUGCCAAGACAAUCAGCCAUGAGUGAAGAAGAAGCUAAUCAAAUGAUGGAGGAAUGUAAUGAAGAUCUUGAACUUCUUGAACCUUUUGUUCUAGAAGGAAAGAAGUUUGUCCGAUUACCGCAGGAGGAAUUGGGUACCUUUUACACUAUGGAUUGUUAUGUAUUUCUUUGUCGAUACGAAGUGAUAUCGGAAGAUGAUGAAACAGAUUUGGACGAAGAAGAAAUAGAAUUGAGUGAUGAGAAAAAUGAUAUUGUUGGUGACAGUAGUGAUACAAUACAAAUAUUUAAACGCAAGGAACCAGAAGAAGUGCAAGAAGAUUUCAAAUGUGUGGUAUAUUUUUGGCAGGGGCGUGAUGCAAAUAAUAUGGGCUGGCUUCAUUUUACAUUCAGUUUACAGAAAAAAUUUGAAAGUCUUUUUAAAGAUAAGCUGGAAGUUGUUCGCAUGUAUCAGCAGCAGGAGAAUCAUAAAUUCCUUUCGCAUUUCCAUAAAAAAUUUGUUAUUCGACGCGGUCGACGAGGUUUGACGAUGAAUCUUGGAGGACAUUGGCCGGAAUUAUUUUUAAUGCGUGCUAACGGUUCUGCAAUAUGUACACGAACAAUUCAAGUCGAUUGUCGAGCGAAUCAGCUCAAUUCAGCUUUUUGUUGUAUUCUUCGUGCUCCGUUCAAAACAGCUGAUGAGAAUGGAGUGGGGGGUAAAAUAUUCGUUUGGUACGGCAGUAAGAGUAAUCCAAAUCAUCAUGAUCUUUGUUUACAGGUAGCAAAUGAGUUAAUAAAUCGGAACAAUGAAUUUCCGGUUGAAAUUGUGAGGGAAAAUGAAGAGCCGGAGAAAUUUUGGGAGUGCCUUGGGGGUAAGAAAAAGUAUGAUACCAACGGUGACUUUUUAAAUUUUACAAGGCUGUUCCGUUGUACAAACGAGAAAGGAUAUUUCGUGGUGUCUGAAAAAACUGUUGACUUCUGUCAGGACGACCUGGAUGACGAUGACAUCAUGAUUUUGGACAAUGGAGAUUUGGUCUUCUUAUGGAUGGGAUAUCACGCCAGCGAAGUAGAACUUAAACUGGCUUAUAAAGCUGCUCAAGUUUACGUCGCACACAUGAAAAUCAAAGAGCCUGAAAGGCCGCGAAAAUUGGUGCUAAGCUUGAAGGGUCGAGAAUCCCGACGGUUUACAAAAUGCUUUCACGCUUGGGGGAAGCAUAAAAUUCCAGCUGGAGACGAAGUUUGA
Acanthocheilonema viteae is the source of this 2511-nucleotide messenger RNA. The record is from the annotation of a GenBank genome assembly. Lineage: Eukaryota; Metazoa; Nematoda; Chromadorea; Rhabditida; Onchocercidae.